Messenger RNA from Schistocerca gregaria, 1129 nucleotides. Its product is annotated as SUN domain-containing protein 3-like. The record is from RefSeq and is a predicted model, not a curated record. The coding region runs from base 1 to 891 and encodes 296 amino acids. Gene Ontology annotation, cellular component: meiotic nuclear membrane microtubule tethering complex; nuclear envelope. Gene Ontology annotation, molecular function: protein-membrane adaptor activity. NCBI's taxonomy places the organism in Eukaryota, Metazoa, Arthropoda, Insecta, Orthoptera, Acrididae. The transcript has 5 exons. Gene Ontology annotation, biological process: nuclear envelope organization.
AUGAGAUCCACGUGGAGAGUUAUAAAGAAAGAAACUCGUUGUUCAGUGCCAAAGAAAAAGAAUGUAUCAUUAGCACUAGAAGGCUCAGAAGUCACAGACCCAAAUUCAGUUGUGGAAAAAUUCAAUGAAUACUUCACCUCAUUAGCUGAAGACCUUGUUCAAGUGCACUGUCAAGGACCAGUCCCAAGUUUCUCCAGCAAGUCAGUGACCUUCAAUGCUUCUAUGUAUGUGUAUGAAACAAACCCCAAUGAAAUUAUAAGUAAAAUUAAAUCAUUAAGCAAUAAAAUGUCAAGUGGUCUUGAUGAAAUACCUGAUUUCAUAUUAAAAGCAUGUGCUCACCACAUAGCAAACCCCUUGGCAAAAAUUUUCAACCUCUCUUUAAAAAUUGGAGGAAGUGUCAUCACCACUCGCGGUACACAGACAAAACAGAUCAGUGUAUCAUUGAUGGGUACAUCACUCUGUACCCAGAAGAAUUUGCCCAAUCGUAUAAUACAGGCAAAUGUUUUGCCUGGUGAAUGCUGGGCUUUCCAUGGCAGUUCAGGCUCAGCAGCAAUUAAACUGAUUACAGAAAUUUAUCUGACAGCAGUGACCCUGGAGCACAUUCCUCAGGCCCUGUCACCAACAGGAGAAAGGAGUAGUGCACCAAAAGAGUUUUCAAUAUGGGGAAUUACUUCAGUAGACAGUGAUGAAGAUGCUUUUUGUUUUGGUCAAUUUUUGUAUGAUCUGAAAGGACCACCAGUACAGACUUUUAAGGUCAAGAAUUACAGCCCUAAGUUAUAUUCGAUGACUGAGAUGAGGAUUCAUUCUAAUCAUGGAAAUCCAAACUACACAUGUGUGUACAGAUUAAGGAUCCAUGGGACUAUCAAUAACAUGUCAUGUGGAGUGUUCUAGAUUUCAAAGAUGGGGACAUUAUACUGCUGCUGUACUACCAGCUUUUUUCACUGGUUGUCAUUGCUCUACACUUUGCUAUUUUUUAUUUUGUACAUUAGUCAAGUAUGAGUGAGCAAAAUUAAAAUGUUGAUUGAUGAAACUUUAGUUUUCUUUGUUCAUUGAGACACAGCAUUGAUACUUAAUAAGACUGAAUAUGGAAAUAAGUAACAGGGUAACAAAUGUCUUGGGUCUAUCAAAA